UUAGUAAUCCCUGCCCUUUCUGUUGUAUCCUUUGGAAUUGGAGGAACCCUCGGAACUUUCUACGAAAGGAAAAAGCUUCAUUAUGGUGUUUUUUCUAUGGUCCAGGCCAAAACCAACCAGCAUGAUACAGUUGAUGGUCCAGGCUCUAGAAUGUCAGAAAUAAUGAGAUUUGGAUAUCCUGGUUUUGAAAAUAUUAAAGCUAAGGAUGAUUAUGUUUUGUCCUAUAAUCGACGUCUAAGAAUUGCGAACUGGGUCUGUGAGCAUUUAACUGCAAGUACUGGUACUGUCUACAAUGAAGAUGUUGACAGGAGAAGAUGUGAUUUUGUGGUUGAUCCUUCAAUACAUCCUCUGUUCUCGACAACAAAUGAGGACUACUGGGGGAGUGGAUAUGACAGAGGACACUUGGCUGCAGCUGCCAAUCACAGGUCAUCACAGAACUCUAUGUGCGCUACAUUCUUUCUCAGUAACAUGAGUCCUCAAGUCGGCUCAGGAUUUAAUCAUGAUGCUUGGGAACAUCUUGAAAAAUAUUGCCGCCACUUGGUUAGGUCAUACAAGAACGUGUAUGUUGUUACUGGACCUCUGUUUCUACCAAAAAUAGAGGCAGACAAUCAGCUUUAUGUGAAGUACAAGUUGAUUGGGAAAAACCGCAUCGCAGUUCCUACGCAUUAUUUUAAAGUAAUUUUGGGAGAGACCACGGAUAACCAGUUAGAAAUGCAGUCGUACAUAUUGCCCAAUCAGCCAAUCAACGACAAGACACCUAUGCACAUGUUUCAGGUCCCAGUUGACACGAUCGAGAAAGCUUCUGGACUAAUUUUAUUUGACAAAGUUCCUCGAAACGCCAUAAAACAGAUUCGACCGGUGCUCACCCCAAACAGCUGACAAGAAAGGCAAUGAAAUGAAAUGUGUGGCAAUGAUCAAUAGUUUCCAAGAUCUAACUUUUACGGCUUGAUCCAGGCUCUUGGUCUAUUGAGGCGAGGAAAAGAGGACGGGGAUCUGAAAUGGAGCGACGAGUAAGAUCCCCAUUUUCCUUUUUCCUUUAAACUUAGUGCCUGGUACAAGCAAGGAUUGUUAACCUGCAGACUCCUACAAGUCAUGGACAUCUUUUCUUUGCGAUAAUAAUUACAAGAUUUUCUUCGUAGGACAGGUCAUGAGAACAGACUUAACUUGUCGGCUGAGCAAACGAGUUCUGUCUGUCAUAUUGUAGAAAUCAAGAUAUAAUGAAAAGAGAAUACUUAGAAGUUCAAGUCUUGCAAAUAUUUCUUGUUGAAGUUAAACUUAACUUUAAUAACGUGGCACCUUAAUUGUUUCUAGCCAUUUGCUUUCACAAUAUUGUCCUAUGAAUAUGAAAUUGCGAGGAAAACAUUUUGAAAUUGACUUUACUACGCUAUUGGUAGAUACAUAGUAGCGUUUUGCCUAAAGAGCGUAGAUGCGUGACACCGUAAAAGGAAUCACAAUGAUACAAAAUAAAGUCACGCAAGCGUUCAUGCGUGAACACUGUUACACUC
Molecule: messenger RNA, 1505 nt
Organism: Pocillopora damicornis (cauliflower coral)
Lineage: Eukaryota; Metazoa; Cnidaria; Anthozoa; Scleractinia; Pocilloporidae
Product: endonuclease G, mitochondrial
Biological process (GO): apoptotic DNA fragmentation
Cellular component (GO): mitochondrial inner membrane; nucleus
Molecular function (GO): nucleic acid binding; single-stranded DNA endonuclease activity; RNA endonuclease activity
Source: RefSeq, a predicted model, not a curated record